AAGAAAACAAAAAUGUCGACCACGAAUCUCACCAAGGUUAUAUUUUUACGCACCCUAUGCUGUUUCCAUGUUUAGUGGCUCAGAAGGAAUUUAUGAAAUCAUUGUUUUCUCACUAGCUAAUACUCGCCUACAGCCAUUUUAAUCGCUAAACUAAGUGACUAAAUUGAUAUAAUGCUAAAUUAUUGAAAUAAUUUUCCUAUUGAUUUUAUAUGUUUAGUCCAUAGGCUAAAGCUAUAGCUGUUUAUCAUGCAAUUUCGUUUAUUAUCAUAGUUGGUACACGUAGCUUCAAAUGGUUGCGCCUAAUCAGGAAAAUUUUUGCCACAGUGUACAUUCCUGAGCCCGCGCCCCCCUCAAAAAACAAACAAAAACAAAAACAAACUGAUGAACGAAAAUCCAAACAAAAAAGACAAGAGAAAUGGAACGAGGUUAUAGUGGGAACAAGACUGCUUAUUUAACUUGUUGGUAAUUCCACGUUUAUUUUCUUUAGUGUCGGAAAGCAAGUUGAUCAUUCAACGUUUAACAGAGCUAUGGAGUCUGAAGAAGCUGACAAAGUCGAGUUUUCACAACCCCAGACAAACGUCCGCAAGAGAAAGCCAAGUCUGGUGCGAGCAAUAGCCAAAGUAUUUUGGCAGAAUUUUGUUUUAGCAGCUGUCUUCAAACUCGCAUACGAUACAGUGCAGUUUGUACAACCACAGCUACUGAAUUUGCUGAUCGAAUACUUAGAGGACCGAAACAGUAAGCUUGCAGUAUGGAAAGGAUAUAUCUUCGCCGGAGCUAUGUUUUUAACAGCGAUUAUACAGUCCUUUUUACUCCAGUAUUACCUUCAUCACUGUUAUUUAGUGGGAAUGAAGCUUAAAACGGCCUUGUUGGGGCUCAUCUAUGAGAAGGUAAAUGAAGGAAAGCAGGUAGGCAGGAAAGAAGAAAGGAGGGAGGGAGAGAGGAAGGAAGUGAGGAGUCAGGUGCUGAAAUUGUAUGCGUGGGAAGAACCGUUUCUAAGUAAAAUUAUGAGAAUAAGAAAAAAUGAACUGAAGUAUCUCAGAAAUGCCUCGUGUUUUAACGCAAUCAUUGAAUUCACAUUCACUUGCGCCCCUUUCUUGGUUUCCUUCGCUACGUUUGGAGUAUACGUUUUGACUAACAAUGAGCUGACAGCUGCCAAAACGUUUGUUGCCAUGUCUCUGUUUAACAUUAUAAGACUUCCCUUGACUCUUUUACCCCAAUGUGUUGUGAGCUUUGUGCAGUCGCUGGUCUCAGUUAGACGUAUCACAGAGUUCUUGAAUCUUGAAGAAGUAAAUCCUGAUAACAUACAAAAGACUAUGCCCACCGGGAGCAACAGUGAAUUAGCCAUCCAUGUGAAAAACGGAUUGUUUAGCUGGGAUAAGGACGAGCUGCCUGUCUUAGAAAACAUCAGCUUAGACAUUCCCGCUGGAUCUCUUGUGGCUGUUGUUGGUCCCGUUGGAAGUGGAAAAUCAUCAUUGCUGUCUGCAUUUCUGGGAGAAACAGAGAAACUUGAAGGGCUAGUGGCUGUCAAGGGUGCGGUGGCUUACGUGCCACAGCAAGCAUGGAUGCAGAAUGCCACAUUACGAGACAACAUUACUUUUGGAAAGCCCUUCAACUCAAGAGUGUAUCAGAAAGUGAUUGAUUCAUGUGCUCUGAAAACGGAUUUGGAAAUUCUUCCAGGAGGUGACAUGACCGAGAUUGGGGAACGAGGUAUUAACCUGAGUGGCGGUCAAAAACAGCGUAUCAACCUGGCUCGCGCUGUGUAUUUCAAUGCUGAUGUUUACUUGCUGGAUGAUCCACUCAGUGCUGUAGACGCACAUGUGGGAAAACACCUGUUCGAAAAAGUUAUCGGACCUAAGGGAACUCUGCAUAAAAAGACGCGUGUCCUGGUAACUCAUAACAUUAGCUUUCUUCCACAAGUUGAUAAAAUCAUCGUUCUUAAAGAUGGAACAGUGUCUGAGGUAAGCGGGUGCAUAUUAAUAACCUUGACAUUCAGAAGUGUCUCUAAUUUUGCCUUAUACACAGUCUAUAGAGUGUUCGACUUGUUCAAACUUGUCUUCGUAGAGGAACGUCGAGCCAGAGGACAUACAUUCUUAGAGGGAAUUCAGGAAUCAGAUAAUGAAGAAACCACGGCGGAAAAUGGCAACGAAACGUCGGAUACGACGGGAAAAGGGCCUGAAAUGGAAAUCACCGGAGAUGAUGAACAUUUAAGUGUUAAUUCCCAAGGGGAUCCCCGCAGAAGUCGGUCAAGCACAAUUCUACCAAAAAUUAUACAACCUGAUAUGGAAAUUACCGAAGAUGAGGAAGAUUUAACUGUUAAAUCCCAUGAGGAUCGUCACAGGAGUAGAUCAAACACAAUUCUACCUAACAUUACAGAGCCUGAAAUGGAAAAUAACGAAGGAUAUGAGGAAUAUUUAACUGUUAAAUCCCAAGGUGAUCGUCGCAGAAGUAGAUCCAGCACAAUUCUACCAAAAAUUACUGAGUUUGAAAUAGAAAUUACCAAAGACGCAGAGGAUGACGAUUUUGAAGAUUUAAAUGUUAAUUCUCAAGGUAACCGGCGCACAAGCCAAACCACCUCUCUCGACGAGAUCCAGGAAUCAGAAGAAGAAAAAGGAUCAUCUCUUGAAAUCAGUUCUGAAACAGAAAUCGAUGGGACAUCUGAAGCGAAACCAGAGAGUCGAAAACGCAAGCAAGCAAUGUUCAGUAAGUUUACCUCUGUUCCUAAUGUUAAUCGAAAAGGCUCUGCACAGGAAAACCAGUUCCAAAACUCAGCUCACACUGGCCUAGUCAGGACGAGAUCAACGACUCUACCAACAAGCUGGGGAGAGGACAACCAACUAACUACCGAGAGUUGGGCACCAGCAUUCUCUGGACGAUAUCGAUCACAGACGACAUUGGAGUUCGCACCUCAAAUCGAGGAUGUUGCGUACGAACCGGGCAUUUGGAUGCCACAAAAGAUCAGAGCAAAUAGCCAUUGUGAGCGAAUUAGGAAAAUCAGCAACAUACGAGGAACAUCGCCAAGGUACUCAAGAGUGAGCUCAGGAACGGUUCUCUCCACUAUAAGCUGGCAAGAAGUUGAGAAAAAUGAGGUCAGCAGGAGGAAACGAGCGGAGAGUCUUAUGUCGACGAUUACUUCUGAUGGUGGAGAUGUAGAUUUUCUGUGCUCUUCUCAGCCUCAGGAUAAUUUAGCAGAAAUGAUGACAUCUAAAGAGACCUCACAGUCUGGAUCGGUAAAAAUGUCCGUUUUUUGGCACUACAUAAAAUCCAUGACCGUCUGCCUUUUUGCCUCAUUUUUUCUGUGCCUUCUUCUCGCCGAGUGCUGGUCAGUAGCAGCUCGGAUUUGGCUUGCCGACUGGAGCAGCUCUCCAACUAACUCAACAGCGCAGCAGACGAGAGACCUUGCAAUAUACGGCGGACUUGGAUUCUGUCAAGCUGUGUUUAUCCUACUGGCUUGUUUCAUUCAGGCACUCGGUUCAGUGAUGGCUUCUCGUAGACUUCAUCGCUGUUUGCUUCUGAACAUUCUUCACUCUCCCAUGGUAUUCUUCGAGACAACGCCUUUAGGAAGGAUCGUCAACCGAUUUUCCAAAGACCUGGACACUAUUGACGAUCUUGUUCCAAGAUCUAUCAUCACAUUUUUUAGAAGCACCCUGGAAAUGUUUGCUGUAAUUUUUAUCAUUAGCUUUGCGACUCCCCUGUUCCUGGCAGUGAUCUUACCGCUUGCGGUUCUCUACAUCUUUAUGCAGAGAGUGUACACAGCAACGACCCGACAGCUAAGGAGAAUCGAGUCUAUCAACAGAUCCCCUAUCUACAAUCACUUCUUUGAAACCAUGAACGGUGUGAGUACUAUCAGAGCUUACUCACAGCAACAACGGUUCAUUGAGGACAAUUUCUUUAAAGUGGAUGAGAACCAAGUAGCAUAUUAUCCAACUAUAAUUUCUUUCAGGUGGAUCUCACUGAGGUUAGACUUUAUCGGCAACUGCGUUAUCCUUUUCGCUGCGCUGUUUGCCGUCAUCAGCCGAGAUAAGAUAGAGAGUAGUCUUGCUGGAUUGUCAAUUGUGUAUGCUCUACAGAUUACUCACAAUCUCAACUGGAUAGUGCGUAAAGGAAGUGAACUUGAGUCUAACAUUGUAUCUGUGGAACGCAUUCGAGAAUAUUCCGAGAUUGCUACAGAGGCCGAAUGGAUAAUCCAGGAUAGUCGCCCACCAGAUGGAUGGCCUCAAAAUGGAAAUAUAACAUUCGAAGAUUUUGAUCUGAGGUAUAGAGAAGGACUUCCUCUUGUGUUGAAAAAUAUCAACUGCGUCAUUACACCUGGUGAAAAGAUCGGUAUUGUAGGUCGUACAGGAGCCGGGAAAUCCACCUUGACCCAGGCUUUGUUCCGCAUUCUGGAGAGAGGAAGCGGGAAAAUUCGUAUUGAUGAUAUCGACAUCGCAACGAUUGGCCUCCAAGAUCUUCGUCAGAGACUGACUAUUAUUCCACAGGAUCCAGUGUUGUUUUCUGGCACUCUUCGUCAAAACUUGGAUCCAUUUGGAAGACACACAGAUGAACAGUUAUGGAAAAUACUUGAAGCGAGCCACCUUAAAACAUUUGCAGCUGAAACCGAAAGUGGAUUACAGUUCAAGAUUGUUGAAGGUGGAGACAAUUUGAGCGUCGGUCAACGCCAAUUAGUCUGCCUGGCACGAGCUCUUCUCCGCAAAGGAAAAAUCUUAAUUCUUGAUGAAGCCACGUCCGCAGUUGACUUGGAAACUGAUGAACUCAUUCAACAGACAAUUCGUCGUGAGUUCGCUGACCGCACAGUUUUGACAAUUGCGCACAGGCUCAACACUAUUAUGGACUACACAAGGAUCAUGGUUCUAGACAAAGGAUUUGUGGUCGAGUUUGACACACCCCUUAACCUGUUGGUACAGAAAGGAAUCUUCUACAGCAUGGCACGAGAGGCAGGGAUUGUGUAAAUAACGAGUGCCGUCAACUUGACUCAUUGGAAAUGUCUCUUGGAAAUGAUUUUUCUUUUGUUCUUGGGGGACACUAAAUUCGGUACUCGAAAACUCGAAGUCAGGUGACUUGAAGUGAUAAUUGACUUAAUAAUAAAUAUUCUGUCUUAGUCGUGCUUCA
Molecule: messenger RNA, 5106 nt
Organism: Orbicella faveolata
Lineage: Eukaryota; Metazoa; Cnidaria; Anthozoa; Scleractinia; Merulinidae
Product: multidrug resistance-associated protein 1-like
Source: RefSeq, a predicted model, not a curated record